Messenger RNA from Platichthys flesus (European flounder), 1986 nucleotides. Its product is annotated as zinc-binding protein A33-like. The record is from RefSeq and is a predicted model, not a curated record. The transcript is spliced from 2 exons. Bases 310 to 1986 code for a protein of 558 amino acids. Gene Ontology annotation, molecular function: protein binding; zinc ion binding. NCBI's taxonomy places the organism in Eukaryota, Metazoa, Chordata, Actinopteri, Pleuronectiformes, Pleuronectidae.
GUUUGUAGGAAGAUAAGAGAAAGAGGCGAAGCGCUGAAAGCCCCGGGAAACUCUGAGAUACAGGAAAUCAAUCAGGCAGAAAUGUACUAAGCUAAAACAGAAAUCUAUCCUGAGACCAUGAAUGAUGCAGAACACACUCACGUAUCUCUACAAGAAAAAAAAAUUAAAUAAUAGCUUCCGGCUACAGAAACAGGUCUGUCUCUUUAAGUAACAUGACACACUCGGAAAGUGAAAGUUGAAUUAGUUCUUGGGAAACUACCUCCACACAGUUUUUGUUUCUGCUUCACAGAAUCCACACCAACACACAAAAUGGCGUCCAGCUUCAGCCUCUUAUCUGAGGAUCAGCUUCUGUGUCCGAUCUGCCUGGACACGUUCACUCAACCAGUCUCCACACCCUGUGGACACAACUUCUGCCUAUCCUGUCUCUCAUCCUACUGGGACAACGAACGUGUCUGUCAGUGCCCGGUCUGUAAGGACAUGUUCGAGAGGAGACCCGAUCUCAAGGUCAACACCUUCAUCUCAGGGCUUGCGUCGCAGUUCAGGUUGCUUCAGGUCACAAAUGCUAACAGCUGGAGCCCGGGCCCAUUGAAGAAUAGCGCUGAAUGUGCGGUGCUGUGUGAUGUUUGUGCUGACGCCCAGCAACAGGCUGUCAAGUCCUGCUUUGAGUGUCUGACUUCGUACUGCAGCGUUCAUCUGGAGCCUCAUCACCGAGCUGCCGGACUGAAGCGACACACACUGGUCGACCCUCUGGAGAACCUGCAGGACAGGCUCUGCAAGGAGCAUAACCACACUCUUAGAUUGUUUUGUUUAAGCGAUCAAGUGCUGCUGUGUGACAUCUGCUUUCGUUCUCAGCACAUGAACCAUGAUGUUGUUCCUGUGCAGCAGGCAUACGGAGAGAUGAGGGAGCUGCUGGGAGACACAGAGGCCAGAGUGCAGCAGAUGAUCCAGGAAAGGAAACAGAAGCUGGAAGCAAUGAAGGAGUCGGUGAAAGAAAGCAAGAGAGAAACCAGUGAGGUGACAGCUGAGUGCGUGCGGGAGUUAACGGCGCUGGUGUCUGAGGUUCAGAGGAGCCAGACGGAGCUCGUGAAAGUGAUGGAGGAGAAGCAGAAAGCAGCAGAAGAACGAGCGGGUGUUUUUAUUGUCGUUUUGGAGCAGGAGCUCGCUGAGCUGCAGAGGACGAAGAUGAGGCUGAUGGACAUAAAACAGACUGAAGACCAGCUCUGUUUCCUCCAAACCUUCCCAGAAUCCGUCCUCCUACCACAGACUACGGACCUGUCCUCGUUCAGCUUCAGCAGACACAUGGAGCUACGGCACGUGCAGAAAUGUCUGAGCAGCUCCGUGUCUCACCUGCGAACGUUGCUGAAGAAAAUGAUGACGGAAACCACAAGGCUAGCUGCGUUCCACGAUGUCACGCUGAGGGACCUGCAGCAGUAUGAAGUGAACGUUCUGCUCGACCCCGACAGCGCUCACUGUCAGCUCGUUUUGUCCGACGAUGGCAAACAGGUCAGAUACACCAGGGCCAACCGCAGAGGCCAACCAUUGGGGCCGAACACAUUCACGUCGCUUCUCGCAGUUCUGGGACGAACAGGCUUUUGGUCAAAAAGGUUUUACUUUGAGGUGCUUGUGAGUCAGAAGACAGAGUGGUGUCUGGGUGUGGCCACGGCAUCGAUCCAGAGGAGAGGGGUACUCACUCGGGGUCCUGAUUUCGGACUGUGGGCCAUAAAGUUUCGGGUAAAAAGUUUUGAAACCUUCAGUUCUCCCGGUGUGACGGUAUACAAUGGGAAAGUAGAGAGGGUCGGCGUGUUCGUGGAUUACGACAAAGGUCAAAUAUCGUUCUAUGACGUACAGACCGCGACACUUAUCCACUCAUUUAGUGACUGUCUCUUCACCGAGGAGCUUUAUCCAUAUUUAAAUCCCUGUGAUAAUGAAUGUGGUUUAAACUUGGAUCCGAUGGUCAUCGUCCCUGUCACUCGUAAGGAGGCUUAA